Drosophila sechellia is the source of this 2572-nucleotide messenger RNA. It is a transcript of the gene DIP-gamma, whose product is annotated as Dpr-interacting protein gamma. The transcript has 11 exons. Gene Ontology annotation, cellular component: neuron projection. Bases 1331 to 2572 code for a protein of 413 amino acids. Lineage: Eukaryota; Metazoa; Arthropoda; Insecta; Diptera; Drosophilidae. The record is from RefSeq and is a predicted model, not a curated record.
GUUCGGUGGUGGAGAGCAGCUGCAUUUGUGCACUUCGCAUCGAACAUUCAUCGUGAUCCCAAGCGCACGAAGUUGUUGUUUUGUUUGGUUUUUUGUCGCCAAAUUUCGCGCGAUUUUUUCGUGAGCGUGUGUGUGUGCGCGUGCAUUUAUUUCGCACACUGGCGACGUGGCAACCCCAGGAUCUGUCGCCUGUCUUCGCUUCAGACUUCUCCUUCGGAUCCUGCGGAGCGGAGCGUACGUAUUUUCGACUUCAACUCCGUGUGUCGUGUGUGCCUGUGUAUGCCUCUGUGUGUCUGUGUGUGUGGCAUACCGGCAUACCGUCUUUGUUGUUGGCCACCAUUGUAAUUGCAGUCAGUGAGGCACUGGCAACGCGGCGUAUACUUGACAUCUUCGCCGCCAAAUUGUGCGAUUUCUUCGGCUCCUUGGAUGCGGCUCCUUGUGACAUUGGCGCGAAGACGUGAAGAGUCCUCAAAAUCCGCUAUUCCACUGUGUUCGCAAUCCAUUUGCCUGCUGCCCUGGACGGGCAAACAAAUUUUUGCAAUUCAAUUUCUAUUGUGCAUUGCCGAUGCGAAAUGUGCGCAUCGUUUGCUGUCAAUGCCAAGUAUUCCGCAUAAAAAUUGAAAAUUGCAUGCAAAUUAAAUAAAUAGAGUUCCGGUGAGGAGCUGAGCUGAGCUGCGAGUACCAGCUGAGAUAGACACUCGAGAAGACAUCCCAUCCUACAUGCCCAUCGCACAUACAUAUACGAGUAUCCUUGCGAAAAUGACAGUUGUGAGUUGUGGCUCAGAUUUGGAUUCGCAUGCGGGGCGCAAUCAAAGCAAACGUCAUUAGCACUCGCGACAUCGCCUUCGAUUGACAGCGGGAGUUGGAGCAGCGGCAGGAGCAGAAGGAGGUGCAGAUCCUGCGGCAGGAUUCAGCAGCCAGGAGCAGGCACGAACAACUUUACAUUUGCAUAACUUCGGUGCAGCUCCAGCGUUCAGAUUCCGAUUCACAGAUGUCAAUGGGCGUGGCAGUGGGGCGGCGAGUCGAACCAGCUGAAAAUCAAAGCCCAAUUGGCACAAACACGCGGUAAAUAGAAUUCGCAAUCGGAAUCGGAAUUGAAAUAGGAAUUCGCAUUCAAAUUCGAAUGCAAAUAGAAAUAGAAAUUGCCGCGAGACCCCCACAGAAAAAAAGCGCAAAAAAAACAGCAACUAAAAUACCCAUAAAAUAAUAGGAAAACAAAGAGUGCCAGCGGAGAAGCAGCUGCUGCAGCAAAUAAAAGAACCGCAACAGCAACUGCAACAGCAGCAACAACGGCCAUAACAACUCCACCAACAACGACAUCAACAACAAUAUGGAGAAGCUGCUGCAAUCGACGCUGUUUGUCAUCCUGAUAAUGGCCACAAAAUGCGGCAGUGGCUCGACCCAGAACCAGCAUCACGAGAGCAAUUCCCAGCUGGAUCCCGAUCCGGAGUUCAUAGGGUUCAUCAACAACGUCACAUAUCCGGCAGGACGCGAGGCCAUCCUGGCCUGCUCGGUGCGCAAUCUCGGCAAGAAUAAGGUUGGUUGGCUAAGGGCCUCCGAUCAGACCGUUUUAGCUCUCCAAGGUCGCGUGGUCACCCAUAAUGCGAGAAUCAGCGUCAUGCAUCAGGAUAUGCACACCUGGAAACUAAAAAUCAGCAAGCUGCGGGAAAGUGACCGCGGUUGCUAUAUGUGCCAAAUAAACACGAGUCCCAUGAAGAAACAAGUGGGCUGCAUCGACGUGCAGGUACCACCUGAUAUCAUCAACGAAGAGUCCUCCGCCGAUCUGGCCGUCCAGGAGGGCGAGGAUGCCACGCUCACCUGCAAAGCCACGGGGAAUCCUCAGCCAAGAGUCACUUGGCGCAGGGAAGACGGCGAAAUGAUACUCAUUCGCAAGCCUGGCAGUAGGGAGCUCAUGAAAGUGGAGUCGUAUAAUGGAUCCUCGCUCAGGCUGCUCCGCCUAGAGAGGCGUCAGAUGGGCGCCUACUUGUGCAUAGCAUCCAACGAUGUUCCACCCGCUGUCAGCAAACGAGUCUCGCUGAGUGUGCAAUUUGCUCCCAUGGUGAGGGCCCCCAGCCAGCUCCUGGGCACGCCCUUGGGAUCCGAUGUGCAGCUGGAAUGCCAGGUGGAGGCCUCGCCGUCGCCCGUCUCCUACUGGCUGAAGGGGGCGCGGACGUCCAACGGAUUCGCCAGCGUCUCCACGGCCAGCCUGGAGUCCGGCUCGCCGGGUCCCGAAAUGCUGCUUGACGGGCCCAAGUACGGGAUAACGGAGCGCCGCGAUGGCUAUCGGGGCGUCAUGCUGCUGGUGGUGCGUUCCUUCUCGCCCUCCGAUGUGGGCACCUAUCACUGCGUCAGCACAAACUCGCUGGGCCGUGCCGAGGGCACAUUGCGGUUAUACGAAAUCAAGCUUCAUCCGGGCGCCUCCGCCAGCAACGAUGAUCAUCUGAAUUACAUCGGAGGUCUCGAGGAGGCUGCUCGGAAUGCGGCCAGGAGCACCCGGACGACGUGGCAGCCCCUGCUCGCCAUGCUGAUGCUACUGUGGAUGAGGCUGAAUCUGAGAGCAGGGGGAGCGUGA